Molecule: messenger RNA, 1296 nt
Organism: Cylas formicarius (sweet potato weevil)
Lineage: Eukaryota; Metazoa; Arthropoda; Insecta; Coleoptera; Brentidae
Exons: 9
Coding region: 62-1261 (399 amino acids)
Biological process (GO): cell-matrix adhesion
Cellular component (GO): basement membrane
Source: RefSeq, a predicted model, not a curated record
AUGUUUUGUGUGUGUAGAAUGGAGUUUUUGUCUGGCAUUAGCUUAAUCAAAUCGCGCCCUUAUGAAUACGUUGCGGAUUGGUGUUGUGUUUUUAUUCUUCACCUCGAGUAAUCAAAAAUGUCCCAAAUUAAUUACGACAUUCUCACAAGUAAACUGCACCGAUAGGGCUACCGACAUCGAUGCUUAUUUUUAUAGUUUAGACGAAAGUAUCAGUUGUGUACCCAAAUGUGAAUCAUAUUCUUCUAAUCUCGAUGCGUCGUGCGAAUCUAUGGAUGACAAAUGCAUGCCUGGUUACGCUUGCGAAAAAAGAUGCGGACCAACUGUUUCCUUGAGGGAGUUUUCUUGUGAAACGGACGAUGAUUGCAUUGCGCAAGGAGGCAAUGCUAGAACGAAAUGCAAAUUUUACUGCGUGGCAAAAAAAGAAGAAUCUUGUAUGGCUUAUCAUUGUAACACAGAAGAUUACGUGGAAACUUUUUGGACAGCUCAAAAAUUCAAACCGGUCUGUGAUAAUGACGGAAAUUAUCAAGCAAAACAGUGCAAAGGAGGUUUAAGCGGCAAAUGCUUCUGCUACAGCGCCAAAGGAAAACGAAUUUUUGGGCAAGCACUCCGGGCAGACGCGGACGAUAUGACUUGCGCUUGCAGCAGAAGAAAAGCCGAACUGGAAGAACAAGGACAUUUUUACGUAAGUUUGCAUUGCGACUCGAUGGGCAACUACGAGCAACUACAGUGCGAUGCCGUGAGCGAACAAUGUUGGUGCGUAGAGCCAAAGACAGGAGACUUGACAUCCGCAGUUGUACCGAUGAAAGCAAUGAUCAAACUGCCUUGUUAUAGCACGGCGGUGAUCGGAAGUCAAUAUUUGCGACAGUGCGAAAGCAAGAAAUAUGCACAAGAAUUGAUUGUUAACAAAUUGAGAACUCAUGGCGCUAAAUGGAUUACAACUGACUUCUUGCUGUGCGAUGGCGAUGGAGCUUAUGGCGCCUACAUGUUGUCAUCGGGGAUAGCAUACUGUACCUGGCGCGAUAACAGUAAAAUUGGAACAUGGCAGAGUAAUGUCGAAGCAGGAGUGUCAGUUGAUUGCAAUUGUGCGAAAGACUUUAUGUUGUAUAAUCACAACCAGGCUUGCGAAGGAAAUGGAAACUAUAAGACCUUACAACAGACCAUGAACGGCGAUGUUACUUACUACUAUUGCGUGGAUUCUGACGGAUUUGCCAAAACCGAUUUCCUGACCAAUAACAAUAUAGACUGCUCCCUCUAUUAUUAAAACAUUAGUUGUAAAUUUUAGUAUUGGUGAAACAA